This is a messenger RNA of Aspergillus alliaceus, 847 nucleotides long. RefSeq names its product 40S ribosomal protein uS13. NCBI's taxonomy places the organism in Eukaryota, Fungi, Ascomycota, Eurotiomycetes, Eurotiales, Aspergillaceae. Gene Ontology annotation, biological process: translation. Gene Ontology annotation, molecular function: structural constituent of ribosome; RNA binding. The transcript has 3 exons. Gene Ontology annotation, cellular component: ribosome; cytosol; small ribosomal subunit. The record is from RefSeq and is a predicted model, not a curated record. Bases 50 to 517 code for a protein of 155 amino acids.
CCCUCUCGCUGUCGACAAUCAAUCGCGAUCCCGUCGCGCAUCCGCCAAUAUGUCGCUCGUGUCCGGCGAGAAGACGAACUUCCAGUACAUUCUGCGUCUGCUCAACACCAAUGUUGACGGCAAGCAGAAGGUUAUGUACGCCCUGACCCAGAUCAAGGGUGUCGGCCGCCGCUACUCCAACUUGGUCUGCAAGAAGGCUGAUGUUGACCUCAACAAGCGCGCCGGUGAGCUUACCACCGAAGAGCUCGAGCGUGUCGUCACCAUCCUCCAGAACCCUACCCAGUACAAGAUCCCCACCUGGUUCCUGAACAGACAGCGCGACAUCACCGAUGGCAAGGAUAGCCAGGUCAUCUCCAACGGCUUGGACAGCAAGAUGCGUGAGGACCUUGAGCGCCUUAAGAAGAUCCGCUCUCACCGUGGUCUCCGUCACUACUGGGGUCUCCGUGUUCGCGGUCAGCACACCAAGACCACCGGUCGUCGUGGACGCACCGUUGGUGUCAGCAAGAAGAAGGGCUAAACUAUACGAGAGGGACACUACUGCGUUUUUUCCUUCUUGCUUGUUGGUGUGUUUUAACGAAUUCUCGUGGGACCUGCGCAUGAUCUGGUGUUAAAUACAAAAAUUGGCACGGGUCUGAAAAUGAAACAAUCAUACCAAUAUGACAUGAAUCAUAAAAUCUUAUUUCUCGUUCGAACGAUAUACUAUCUGGACUUGGAUUACUACUGUGAUUCAGACUAAUUCCCACAUUCUCCCCCUUCGUCUACCGGAGCCUACAUGAUGCAUAUAAUUGGCCUGGCGUAAAAGUCGGAUACCAAUGUAUCAGAUAUUAGAGUAGAAUUUGUACAGGUG